Messenger RNA from Nicotiana tabacum (common tobacco), 531 nucleotides. The record is from RefSeq and is a predicted model, not a curated record. Lineage: Eukaryota; Viridiplantae; Streptophyta; Magnoliopsida; Solanales; Solanaceae.
AUGUCAGGGGGGUAUGAUGAUGUGCAUGGUGGCUUUGGUUUUGGAGAUAGAAACGGAGGAGGAACGUCUCUUCUGGACUUUGCUAGAGAAUUUGAUUUGGUGAUAGCAAACUCGAGUUUCUCGAAGAAGAGGGAGCACUUGGUCACCUUCCGGAGUUCGGUGGCUGAGACUCAGAUUGAUUAUUUACUAUGUAGGAAGUCUGAUAGAGGUCUUUGCACGGAUUGCAAGGUCUUCCCAAUUGAGAACCUCUCGACCCUUCCUAGACUCCUGGUUAUGGACCUUGAUAUCAUGAGGAAGAGGAGGAAGAGGUGCAUUAGGGAAGCCGCAGAGAGACUAGUGGUGGAAUGGAGAGGUGCAAAGAAAAGUGGAAACCAAGAAAGCAGCGUAUAUAAAGCUAGUGGAAGUGUAGACGAGGAGGAGAAGAGAGCAAAUAUGGAGCAUUAUAAAUUGGCUAAGAAAGAGGCGAAACUAGUAGUUACGGCAGCCAAAAAUGCAGCUUUUAGUUGUUUGUAUGAGGAACUAGAGGGCUAA